Scutellospora calospora is the source of this 399-nucleotide messenger RNA. The record is from the annotation of a GenBank genome assembly. NCBI's taxonomy places the organism in Eukaryota, Fungi, Glomeromycota, Glomeromycetes, Diversisporales, Gigasporaceae.
CAGGCAUCUUCUAAUGCUACAAUCACAUCCAGAAAUUCACAUUCAGCAGUAUUAACAAAAGAUGGAAAUAUUAUAAUUUUUGGUGGAAAUUCAGCAAAUGAUAUUAAUCAUGAUUUUAUAAUCACUGCCAUUCCGAAUCUCGCAAUAUUAAACACUAAUGUUUCACCAUAUCAUUGGUCGGUUCCAAAUAUUCCUUCAACAAAUGCUCCACCAUCGCUUUGCUAUCAUUCUGCUGCAUUAUAUAAUAAUAUCAUGAUUAUCACAUUCGGAGUUCAAACCUCCACGAAAACAGCAAAUAAUAACCUUUAUUUAUUUGAUGUUCAAAAUUAUGUUUGGAUUUCAUCAUCAACUAAUUCAUCAAGUCAAAGAAUUAGUGGUCAUAUUAUUGGAAUUGUUGUU